CAGCGCUUCCGCACUCUGAGCCGACGAUACUACGAACCACAGAAUGUCUCGCGGACCGGGGCCUAUUCCAAACCGUUGGUUGCACUGUCCACGCAAAUCGGAUACGUUGGUUGCGGAACGUUUUCUCGCAUUCAAGACGCCGCUGAAGCGAGAAUUCCAAGCACAGAUGCCGCUCGAAUGUACUUUCACACCGUCGAUGUUGUUCGAUCUGAUGCGGCGGCACAAGGUGCGGAUCGGUCUCUGGAUUGACUUAACCAACACGAGCCGGUUCUACGAUCGACACGAAAUCGAAGACAGCGGGAGCCAGUACAUCAAAUUGCAGUGUCGCGGCCACGGCGAAACGCCGUCCAGGGAGCAGUCCAAAUCGUUCAUAGAGAUCGUGGAGGAGUUCAUCCAAGGAAAUCCCCUCGAUGCGAUCGGAGUCCAUUGCACGCACGGCUUCAACCGGACCGGGUUUCUGAUCGUCUCGUACAUGGUCGAGCGCAUGGACUGUGCGGUCGAUGCCGCCAUCAUGGCGUUUGCACAGGCCCGUCCGCCUGGCAUCUACAAGCAGGAUUACAUUACAGAGUUGUUCCGCCGAUAUGGGGACGAAGAGGAUGCCCCGAUGGCGCCGGAACUGCCCGGCUGGAGUUUGGAGUACGACGACGGAGAGCCAUCGAAUCAGCAACAGCCGUACCACUUGCAGCAGCAAGAGAACUUUGACGAUGAUCUAAACGAAGGAGAGUUGCCUCCGGGCGCGACUACAUCUGAAUCAAAACGGACCCACGAAGCAAUGAGUGCCGACAAUGGUGGUGGUGGCGGCAAAUCCAACGGUCAUGGCCCUCCCUCAAAGCGAAAGCGUCCCUCGUUCAACCCGAAUGCCGUUUUCAUGGAGGGCGUGCCGAACGUGACGCUCGUGCACGACGUCAGUCUGAUCGGUCGCUUGCAAGAGAAGGUUCGCAGCAUGUGCGGUAGCAAGAUGCAGGGUUUCUCCGGUGCGCAGCCGGUUUCGAUGGAUAUGCACAAUAUCCGCUACUUGACUGAGGCUCCCUAUCGGGUGUCGUGGAAGGCCGACGGAACGCGCUACAUAAUGCUCAUCGCUCGCGCCAACGAAAUCUACUUUUUCGAUCGUGACAAUUCCGUGUUCUCGGUUCGGGGAAUUCGAUUUCCUACGCUGGAGGAUCCGAGCCGUCACCUCACGGAUACACUCGUCGACGGUGAGAUGGUGAUCGACACGUUCAACCAGCAACGCAUCCCGCGAUACCUCGUGUACGACGUGAUUUACUUCGCCAACCGCGAAGUGCGAAAACUUCCGUUCCAUCCCGAUCGGUUGAAUCUGAUCGAUCGAGAGCUGAUCGGGGCGAGGACGAGGGCGAUGCAGAAAGGGAUGAUCGAUCGGCCGAAGGAACCGUUCGGUGUACGCCUGAAGCAGUUUUGGGACAUUGGCCAAUCGAAGGCUCUGCUCGGGCCCAAGUUCACCGAAAAACUAGGCCACGAACCAGACGGUCUGAUCUAUCAGCCGUCACUCGAUCCGUACGAACCGGGCGUGUGCCCGCGGGUGCUCAAAUGGAAGCCGCACGAAAUGAACUCCAUCGACUUCCGGCUGAUGAUAAAGGAAGAGGCCAAACUGGGGAUGCUGCCCCGGAAGGUGGGCCUCCUCUUUGUAGGCGGCAUGGAGCGCAACUACGGAGAGAUUAAACUGACGAAGGAGCUGCGAAAGCUCAACAAUAAGAUCAUCGAGUGCAAGUACGACGACAAUGGGUGGGUGUUGAUGCGCGAGCGAACGGACAAAUCGUUCCCGAAUAGCUACGAGACGGCCAAGAGUGUGUGGGAAAGCAUUCGCAAUCCCGUGACGGCCGAUCGGUUGCUCAGCUUGAUCGACAAGGAAGGGUUCCGAUCGGACUCGGAACGCAUGCCACCGCCGAGACCACAAUAAGAA
Anopheles bellator is the source of this 1918-nucleotide messenger RNA. It is a transcript of the gene mRNA-cap, whose product is annotated as mRNA-capping enzyme. Bases 44 to 1915 code for a protein of 623 amino acids. Gene Ontology annotation, biological process: dephosphorylation; 7-methylguanosine mRNA capping. The transcript has a single exon. Gene Ontology annotation, molecular function: mRNA 5'-triphosphate monophosphatase activity; protein tyrosine/serine/threonine phosphatase activity; ATP binding. Lineage: Eukaryota; Metazoa; Arthropoda; Insecta; Diptera; Culicidae. The record is from RefSeq and is a predicted model, not a curated record.